This is a messenger RNA of Phytophthora sojae, 1326 nucleotides long. RefSeq lists its product as hypothetical. The transcript has 4 exons. Gene Ontology annotation, cellular component: Golgi apparatus. Lineage: Eukaryota; Oomycota; Peronosporomycetes; Peronosporales; Peronosporaceae. Gene Ontology annotation, molecular function: alpha-1,3-mannosyltransferase activity. The record is from RefSeq and is a predicted model, not a curated record. Bases 1 to 1326 code for a protein of 441 amino acids. Gene Ontology annotation, biological process: protein O-linked glycosylation.
AUGUCCAGGCUGGCGGAUCCGAUCGAAGACGACGUACUGCUCGACGCCGACGUGGAGACAUCCCUGCCGCUCAAUGGCAGCAAAGCGGUGGCGUCGCCUCCUCUCAGGCAACGCAAGCUGCUGGUGCUGCUGCCGCUGCUCGCUGACGGAGACAUCGUGACCCCGCACCCACAGUCGCCGUACUACCAGCGCGGCGAACGGUUCGACCGCAGCGUCCUGCGCGAUCGCGCCGUCGUCAUCUGCAUGCACAACGACGUGCUGGCAAUGGGGCUGUCGCUUAUUCGCGAGCUACGGUGCAUGGGCAACGAAGAGCUGGUGCAGGUGUAUCACUGCGGGCAGGACGAGCUGUCCGCCGAGUCGAAGGAGAUUCUGUUCGCUACGGACAACCGACUGGAGCUCGUGGAUAACUGGUGGAUUAAGCCGCUCGCGGUGUAUCACACGGACGUGCGCCAUGUGAUGCUGACGGACGUCGACGAUAUUAUCGUCAAGGACCCCGCUGCACUGCGCGAGCUGGACGGAUACAAGAACACGGGGACGACGUUCUUCUACGACCGCGUGUUCGCCAAUUGCAAGGAGUUCGUAAACGCCGACGACAACCACCGGAAGUACUUGCCGAAGCUGUUCGAGACCUUCGACUACGAGAGGUUCAACAUCACGGAGGGCUUUGCGCCGUCCGAGCACGUACUGGAAUCGUUUGGGUACCGAGGGAAGACGUGCCACGAGAUGGAUUCGUCACUUGUGCUGAUCGACAAGAAGCGCGCGGGACAAACCGUGAUGGACAUCAUGCUCUGGUUCAUCACCAAGGAGCGCUUCCGCUUCAGGUAUUCCUGGGGAGACAAGGAAACCUUCUGGCUUUCUUACGAAUUGGCUCACGUGCCGUACUCCUUCUCGCCGUGGGGCGUGAGCGUGGUCUCUUCGACGCCUAACAAGGACAUGGCCAAACACCCGGACUCUCUCUGUGGCAGUAUCCUGCAGUACAUGCCCGUCGCAUCAGGAGACGCCGAGAUGCUGUACGUGAACGGCAAGGCACUGCUGGACCCGUACCCGCAGGGCAUCGACUACGUGCCCAAGGCGCAGUGGAACAACAUGUUCAACACGUUCCCGACCCACAUGACGCCGCGCCAACCGCGGACGGAGCUCAACAAGACCGGCCACGGUAAAAUGUACACCGAGUGCCUCAUCGGAUUGGGCGCAACACCGCUGCCCGACACCUUCGCCGGCAUGCUGCUGCGCCGCCGCCUCCACUACCUGGGCAUCAAGACCGGAGUGUUCGGCUCGCUGCAGCUCUGCGAUACCUUCCAGAUGCGCAGGCUGUUAGAAGUCUAA